AUGAUGGAAGGUGGCGAGCUUCCCACAGACUGUCUUGUGCAGGAAGUUUUCGUUUUGUCUCAUGGAGUUCUGUUCCCAAUUGUUUCUGCACCACCAUUGGCACAUGAAUUGUCUGUGCUGGUGCUAAAGGCAAUGACACUAGGCAUUUCUAGCAUCGAGACGACUUCUUGCGCGACGGGCUACGUGCUGUGUGCGCUGGGACUCUACCCGGAAUGGCAGGACUUGGCACAGCGCGAGCUGGACGACUGUUUCGGAACUGGGGGCGACUACCUACGACCUGUCACCACUGCAGACCUUUCCCAGCUGAAAGUCAUCGACGCCAUUAUGAAGGAGACUGGGCGGCUGUUCACGACGGUGCCCUGCAUGCCGUACCUGGUGGCUGAGGACACACCGCUGGCAGGCGGCCGCCACGUCGCGCCCCAGGGCAGCACGGCGCUCAUAGCCUACUACCUGAUGCACCGCCACCCCGAGCUCUUCUCCCAGCCGGACAAGUUCGACCCCGGCCGUUUCCUGGAGGGCGGCAGCGCCACGUUCAGGAAACCCUACAGCUACAUCCCUUUUGGCAUGGGCGCUCGCAAGUGUAUUGGCAGCCGAUAUGCAGUACUGCAGAUGAAAGUCAUCCUAGCGACGGUUCUGCGGCGCUACAGAAUACUUCCCGGAACGAGCAGGGAGGAACUGGAAGAGAGUGUGAUCUCAUUAUCAUCUCACCCAAUAACAGGCUUCAGAGUUACUUGUAUCCCACGAGAAAACUUGCCCUCCAAUUCAGUGUAA
Molecule: messenger RNA, 771 nt
Organism: Schistocerca americana (American grasshopper)
Lineage: Eukaryota; Metazoa; Arthropoda; Insecta; Orthoptera; Acrididae
Product: cytochrome P450 4c3-like
Exons: 3
Coding region: 1-771 (256 amino acids)
Molecular function (GO): iron ion binding; heme binding; oxidoreductase activity, acting on paired donors, with incorporation or reduction of molecular oxygen
Source: RefSeq, a predicted model, not a curated record